Brienomyrus brachyistius is the source of this 11867-nucleotide messenger RNA. Its product is annotated as neurexin-1-like. The record is from RefSeq and is a predicted model, not a curated record. NCBI's taxonomy places the organism in Eukaryota, Metazoa, Chordata, Actinopteri, Osteoglossiformes, Mormyridae.
UUGUCACGCCCUGUGCGUGUUUGCGGUUCACCUGUGAAAUGGUUCUGAGUGAAAGAGGAAAGGUGCAUUAUCAAACACAGAACAAAUGUCUGGAGCGGAUAUGCUGGCUGCAAGCAGAGUCGUCCACGGCAACACCGCCUGGUUCUGGAGUUGCUGACGGAGCAGAGAAGUAGUAACGACUCCUACUACAGGGAUGCUGUGCUGUCCUUGUCCUCCCCAGACGGCCUGGCUAAGGGUGAUCACAUGACAUCUGCUGGUCGUCGCACACCACAGUCCUGCAGGGCUGCUCACGGUGGUGCUGCACGGGCCCCUGCUGUCGCUCCAUCAUGCCCAUCAUCUUGCCACAGUGGGGCUCCUGAGGGCCACGUCUGCUGAUGUGCAGAACAUUCACUGUGAGAAUGCAUGGUGCUUUGGCUCACUGGCUGGUGACAAUUAGCAUGUCGGCCUCCCUUUUAGUUUGCCCCGAAUAAUACUCCAACCACAAGAAAGCACAGUGGACUUUACUGGCAGAGCCAUAAUACUCUAACCACAUGAAAGCACAGUAGACUUUACUGGCAGAGCCAUAAUACUCUAACCACAUGAAAGCGCAGUACACUUUACUGGCAGAGCGAUAAUACUCUAACCACAUGAAAGCGCAGUACACUUUACUGGCAGAGCAAUAAUACUCCAACCACAUGAAAGCGCAGUACACUUUACUAGCAGAGCGAUAAUACUCUAACCACAUAAAAAGAAGUACGCUUUACUGGCAGAGUGAAAAUACUCUAACCACAUGAAAGCACAGUACACUUUACUAGCAGAGUGAUAAUACUCUAACCACAUGAAAGCGCAGUACACUUUACUGGCAGAGCGAUAAUACUCCAACCACAUGAAAGCGCAGUACACUUUACUAGCAGAGCGAUAAUACUCUUACCACAUGAAAGCACAGUACACUUUACUAACAAAGCGAUAAUACUCUAACCACAUGAAAGCACAGUAAACUUUACUUGCAGAGCGAUAAUACUCUAACCACAUAAAAAGAAGUACGCUUUACUGGCAGAGUGAAAAUACUCUAACCACAUGAAAGCACAGUACACUUUACUAGCAAAGCGAUAAUACUCUAACCACAUGAAAGCACAGUAAACUUUACUUGCAGAGCGAUAAUACUCUAAUCACAUGAAAAAGAAGUACACUUUACUGGCAGAGUGAAAAUACUCUAACCACAUGAAAGCGCAGUACACUUUACUAGCAGAGCGAUAAUACUCUAACCACAUAAAAGCGCAGUACACUUUACUAGCAGAGUGAUAAUACUCUAACCACAUAAAAGCGCAGUACACUUUACUAGCAGAGUGAUAAUACUCUAACCACAUGAAACCACGGUAUUCUGUACUGGGCAGAGCGAUAAUUCUCCAAGCAAAUUAAAGCACUGUACAUUACUGAAGUGAUAAUUCCCCAGUCUCAGUAUACUUUACUUUACGUUGCUGCAGAUUUGUUGGCUGCACAUCCAUGAUGCGAAUCUCCCGUUCCACCACAUCCUAAAGGCGCUCUAUUGGAUUGAGAUCUAGUGACUGUGGAGGCCAUUUGAGUACAGUGGACUCAUUGUCAUGUUCAAGAAACCAGUCUGAGAUGAUUCGAGCUUUAUAACAUGGUGCAUUAUCCUGCUGGAAGUAGCCAUCAGAAUGUGGUCAUAUAGGGAUGGACAUCGUCAGCAACAAUACUCAGGUAGACUGUGGCAUUGCAACGAUGAUCAAUUAGUACUAAGGGGCCCAAAGUGUGCCAAGAAAAUGUCCCCCACACUAUUACACCACCCCCACCAGCCUGAACUGUUGAUACAAGGCAGGAUGGAUCCAUGCUUUCAUGUUGUUGACGCCAAAUUCUGUCCCUAUCAUCCGAAUGUCGCAGCAGAAACCGAAACUCAUCUGACCAGGCAACAUUUUUCCAAUCUUCUAUUGUCCAAUUUCGGUGAGCCUGUGCGAAUUGUAGCCUCAGUUUCCUGUUCAUUGCUGACAGGAGUGGCACCCAGUGUGGUCUUCUGCUGCUGUAGCCCAUCUGCCUCAAGGUUCGACGAGUUGUGCAUUCAGAGAUGCUCUUCUGCAUACCUUGGUUGUAACGAGUGGUUAUUUGAGUUACUGUUGCCUUUCUAUCAGCUCGAACCACUCUGGCCAUUCUCCUCUGACCUCUGGCACCAACAAGGCAUUUUCGCCCACAGAACUGCCGCUCACUGGAUGUUUUCCCUUUUUCGGACCAUUCCCUGUAUACCCUAGAGAUGGUUGUGCGUGACAAUCCCAGAAGAUCAGCAGUUUCUGCAAUACUCAGACUAGGCACCAACAACCAUGCCACGUUCAAAGUCACUUAAAUCACCUUUCUUCCCCAUUCUGAAGCUCGGUUUGAACUGCAGCGGUUCGUCUUGACCAAGUCAACAUGCCUAAAUGCAUUGAGUUGCCACCAUGUGAUUGGCUGAUCAGUAAUUUGCGUCAACGAGCAGUUGGACAGGCGUGCCUAAUAAAGUGGCCGGCGAGUGUAUUUAUACUUUAUUUAGCCAUAUUUUCUGUUUCAGACAUUUCUUCCAUUUAUUUCAUGUCAAGUUCCUAGUUAUAUGCCUACUUUGAUGUUUUGUGCAUGCCUUCCUUUUGCGCCGUCUAAUCCUGUUAUAUGUUACAUGCCACUGACUGGAUGGCAUGAGUGAGAAUUCCUAUGCAGUGAUGUACAAAAAAGGUGAAGAACGAAUCGUGACUCUUACCUACAUAUGAGAUCUGCUCAAUUACAGCUCAGUUGGAUCUGCUCUGCUCCUGUCGGUUCACAGAGCACAUGACCGACGUUCUCGUACCGAGGCAGCCUGGGCUUCCAGGAGCCGUGAAUACGACAGAUGUAAAUAAUUUCUGGGGCAUCUGUGACAAAAUCCUACAUCGUAACACAUCAGCGCUGAAGGACUGUGUGUGAAUAUAGUUGAGCAAUUUCUGUUGUUUGGUUGCACUGGCUGGUUUUGUCUUCACAUGUUAGUAUGGUGUAAAUAAAUAAGCGAAUGGCCAUGAGGUCAGCCUAACCGCGAUUCUCUAUUCCGGAAUUAUCAACAUAAUCACUACUUCUGCUCACAGUGUCUCCAUCGUCAUCGUUUAUUGUCAGAAUUCUGUGUGACUCAUGAUUCAUUGUUUAUGGAGAAAAAAAACACACAUAUAUCAAGCAUAAUGCAUUUGUCUCUGUGUCACUGCAAAUAAUGGCAGAUGAUGCCGUGCUUCUCCUGAAAUGCUUUGCGGAACAAAGAAGCCCUGCAUCGUUACCCACCUGCCCUCAGUUUGAGCCCGAAUGCACUGGUUCUCCAGCCAAGCAACGUGCGAUUAAGUAACAGCACUUUUAGAUACCAGACGUGAGAACCCCGAGAUGGUAGCAAGUUCUUCAAAUCUUGCUGCAGCUGUAAUAAUUUACCCAGAAGUCUGUUCUGGAGGCGCGCUGGCUGGGGGGCUAUGAAAGGCCUCAGAGUGGCAUUUCACAUGGGCACUGCGAGAGAGACCAGUGACAGCAAACUGGAGGCUUUUCAAAGGGGCGCUGGCUGAUGACAAACGCCAUCAAGAACGAAUAAUUAAGUCGCAUCACUAGCUUCCGACAAGACUUUCUAUAGUCAGACUCGGUAGCAUCUUCCUGCUUUUUAAUGCAUUCUGUCCACCAACACGUGACAAAUAUGUCACUAGGAAUUGGUGAAUGAAUCCGUUCUGGCCUCAGUUCAAUAUCAAAGAAUAGUGAAGGCGGAAGGAUGGUGCUGAGUAGGCAGUGCUCCGGUCCUUCCACUCUCACGAUUGGGUUUCAGUCCCCUUUCUGUUGGGGGGGGGGGGGCUUUCAUAUUCAACCUACAUUGGUUGACUUCCUUCUGGUUACUUUGGAGUCCUGCCACAGUCCAAAGACAAUGGUCUUUAUGAACUGCUUGUGGUGUAUCAAUGAGCAUUUCAUAUUUUAUUUACUUAACAGGGGCAGUGCUCAUUGGUCAACAAUAAAAAAACGAAUUAGCACUAUAGGCUAAUUUUCAUCUGUCGUCCCUGGUCAGCUCUUACCCUGUACUUCCAGGGUGUCCCCCAUUCACUGUGCCCUGUGCUGCCUGGGAAUGGCUCCAUCCCCCCUCUGACCCCCACCAGGAUAACUAGGCUGAAGAUUGAUGGAAGACCCUGAAGAAGAGGCCCGGAAGGAAUGGAGGAAAUCGCACGUCAGAGGAGUUACAGCUGUGACAUCUGAGGACAAGGCGAACCCUGGAAUGAUGCAUUUGCUUCUCCACCAACUGCACGUCAGCUGGCCAAGGCAAACCAUGGGUGCAUUCUAAGGACCAGACCGGCGACGGCGAUAGACUGAAACCUGUCGGGAUUCUUUAGCUUCUCGCUAAACUUGGAUGAGCGAUAAAUUCUGGAUUUUUAAGGAGGGAAAAUAAAAACAGCCGGACUCGUCUUCCAGCCUUUUUCAUUUUUACAUCGGUUGGCACCCUCAAAUGGAGAGGUUAAGGAGAGAAUCAGGGUAGAACGAUAAAGACAGAGAAGGCUGUUUAGUUCACAGGUAGUUUAAUUGGAUUUUGCGAGGUUAGUCCCCCAGCGUUAUUCCAACCGAGCUCAUACUUAUGAGGUCAGACUUCAGAGCCAGCUAGUCGGAAUACGAGUCUGCUUCUAUCGCUGCUACUGGAUUAAAAGUUAAAGGACAGAGUGGAAAUAGGACAGGAUCGGAAGAUGAGCAGAAAAAGUCACUGCGGAGGCCGGCCACUGCUCGCCUUUUCGCUGGUUGGGCUAUUGGCGUCAGUAAUGGCUUUGGAGUUUGGGGGGGCGCCUGGUCAGUGGGCUCGGUAUGGGCGAUGGGAAGCGGGCUCCGGGGGCGAGCUCAGCUUCAGCCUGAAGACGAACGUCAGCAGGGCGCUGGUUCUCUACCUGGACGACGGCGGCAACUGUGACUUCCUGGAGCUCCUGAUCGUCGACGGGAGGCUCCAGCUUCGCUUCACCAUCCACUGCGCCGAUCCGGCGAACCUCCACACGGAGACGCCGGUGAGUGACGAGCGCUGGCACAUGGUGCUGCUCACGCGCAACUACCGCGAGACCAUGCUGGUGGUGGACAGCGAGGCCAAGGUGGCCGAGGUCAAGUCCAAGCGCCGCGAGAUGGCCGUGGUCAGUGACCUCUUCGUGGGCGGCAUCCCCCCCGACGUGCGCCUCUCCGCCCUCACCUCCAGCACCGUCAAGUACGAGCCCCCCUUCCAGGGCCUGAUCGCCAACCUGAAGCUGGGCGAGACCCCGCCCACCCUCCUCAACAGCCAGGGCAUUCAGAGUGAUCUGGAGUAUCUGUGCACCAAGCAGAACCCGUGUCUCAAUGGGGGCCUGUGCUCGAUCCAGCAAGGAGAAGUGCACUGCGACUGCACGCUCACCCACUACAAGGGGAAGUACUGCAGCGAAGCCGAGGAGUACGCCGUGGAAGGUCUGGCGCACCUGAUGUUAAACAACCAAGGAGAUUCAUCACAAUCCGGGAAGGAGGAAUCGGUGGCCACCUUCAAAGGCAACGAGUUUUUCUGCUACGACCUGUCGCUGACGCCCAUCCAGAGCAGCACGGACGAGAUCACGCUGUCCUUCCGCACGCUGCAGCGCAACGGGCUCAUGCUGCACACGGGCAAGUCGGCCGACUACGUCAACCUGUCGCUGAAGAACGGCGCCGUCUGGCUCGUCAUCAACCUGGGCUCGGGCGCCUUCGAGGCGCUGGUGGAGCCCGUCAACGGCAAGUUCAACGACAACGGCUGGCAUGAUGUCCGCGUCACUCGCAACCUGCGCCAGCACGCAGGCAUCGGACACGCUAUGGUGACUAUAUCGGUGGACGGGAUUCUCACCACCACGGGCUACACCCAGGAGGACUACACCAUGCUCGGGUCCGAUGAUUUCUUCUACAUCGGGGGGAGCCCCAACACGGCGGACCUGCCUGGGUCGCCUGUCAGCAACAACUUCAUGGGCUGCUUAAAAGAUGUGGUGUACAAGAACAACGACUUCAAGCUGGAACUGUCCCGCCUGGCCAUCGAGCGCGACCCCAAGAUCAGUCUGCACGGCGACCUGGUCUUCCGCUGCGAGGACGUGGCCGCCCUGGACCCCGUCACCUUCGAGACCCCAGAGUCCUACAUCGCCCUGCCCAGGUGGAACACCAAAAAGACGGGCUCCAUCUCCUUCGACUUCCGCACCACGGAGCCCAACGGCCUGCUGCUCUUCAGCCACGGCCGGCCCAAGGAGCAGCGCGCCGACCGGCACCCCAAAGUGGACUACUUCGCCAUCGAGCUCCUGGACGGAUUCCUCUACCUGCUCAUGGACAUGGGCUCUGGCAGCGUCAAGAUGAAGGCCAGCAACAAGAAGGUCAAUGACGGCGAUUGGUGUCACGUCGACUUCCAGAGGGAGGGCCGCAAAGGUUCCAUAUCGGUAAACAGCCGCAGCACGCCGUUCUUCUCCAACGAGGGCAGCGAGAUCCUGGACCUGGACAGCGACAUGUUCCUGGGGGGUCUGCCGGAGAUGCGCUCAGACCUGAUCCUGCCCCCUGGGGUGUGGACGGCCCUGCUCAACUACGGCUACGUGGGCUGCGUGCGCGACCUCUUCAUCGACGGCAAGAGCCGCGACGUGCGCCGUCUGGCGGAGAUGCAAAGCGUCCCCGGCGUCAGCAGCUUCUGCACCCGCGAGUUCCAGCGCAAGUGCGCCGGCGCGCCCUGCACCAACACUGGCCAGUGCCGCGAGGGCUGGAACCGCUACAUCUGCGACUGCACCGGCACUGGCUUCCUGGGCUACAACUGCCAGACAGAGGCCACGGUGCUGAGCUACGAUGGCAGCAUGUACCUGAAGAUCAUGAUGCCGAGCGGCGUUCACACAGAGGCGGAGGACGUGGCCUUGAGGUUCAUGUCCCAGAGAGCAUAUGGGCUGCUGAUGGCCACCACCUCCAAGGAGUCUGCCGACACCCUGCGACUGGAGCUCGACGGCGGCAGGGUCAAGCUCACCGUCAACCUAGAUUGUAUCAGGAUAGACUGUAACCUCAGCAAGGGACCGGAGACGCUGUUCGCAGGACAGAAGCUCAACGAUAACGAGUGGCACUCGGUGAAGGUGGUGCGCCGCGGCAAGAGCCUGCAGCUCUCAGUGGACAACGUCACCGUGGAGGGCCAAAUGACCGGUGCGCACACGCAGCUGGAGUUCCACAACAUCGAGACGGGCAUCAUGACGGAACGCCGUUUUAUCUCUGUGGUGCCGUCCAACUUCAUCGGACACCUCCAGGGGCUCUCCUUCAACGGGGUGCCCUACCUGGACCAGUGCAAGAACGGGGACAUCUCCUACUGCGAGCUGAAUGCCCGCUUCGGCAUGCGCCACAUCAUCGCCGACCCCGUCACCUUCCGGAACAAGGCCAGCUACCUGGCGCUGGCCACCUUGCAGGCCUACGCCUCCAUGCACCUCUUCUUCCAGUUUAAGACCACGACCUCCGACGGCCUGCUGCUCUUCAACAGCGGAGACGGAAGCGACUUCAUCGUGGUGGAGCUGGUCAAGGGGUAUAUCCACUAUGUCUUUGACCUGGGCAAUGGACCUUCCCUCAUGAAGGGCAACUCAGAAAAACAGCUUAACGACAACCAGUGGCACAGCGUGGUGGUUUCCCGGGACGCCAACAACGUGCACACCCUCAAGAUCGACUCCCGCACCGUGACGCAGCACUCCAACGGAGCACGCAACCUGGACCUCAAAGGAGAGCUGUACAUCGGGGGUGUCGCCAGAAGCAUGUACAACAGCCUGCCCAAGCUUAUUGCGUCCCGGGACGGGUACCAGGGCUGCCUGGCCUCCGUGGACCUCAAUGGGAGACUGCCGGACCUGAUAGCAGAUGCCCUCCACAGGGUGGGGCAGGUGGAGCGGGGCUGCGACGGACCCAGUACCACCUGUACGGAGGACUCCUGUUACAAUCAGGGCGUGUGUCUGCAGCAAUGGGAGGGCUUCUCCUGCGACUGUACCAUGACGUCCUACGGGGGCUCGUUCUGCAGCGACCCUGGGACCACGUACAUUUUCGGGCGAGGAGGAGCCCUCAUCACCUACACCUGGCCUCCCAACGACCGGCCGAGCACACGGGCAGACCGGCUGGCGCUGGGCUUCAGCACGCAGCUGAAGGAGGCCGUCCUGGUGCGGGUGGAGAGUGCCUCAGGACUGGGAGAUUACCUGGAACUGCACAUAGAGCGAGGAAAGAUCGGCGUGAUCUUCAACGUGGGCACGGACGACAUCACCAUCGACGAGCACGCCGUCACGGUGAGCGACGGCAAGUACCAUGUGGUACGCUUCACCCGCAGCGGCGGCAACGCCACGCUCCAGGUGGACAACCAGCCCGUCAUCGAGCGCUACCCGUCAGGGAGACAGUUGACCAUCUUCAACAGCCAGGCAUCGAUCAAGAUCGGGGGCAAAGACCGUGGGCGGCCGUUCCAGGGCCAGAUCUCGGGGCUCUACUAUAACGGCCUGCAGGUUCUGAAGCUGGCGGCCGAGGCGGACCCCAAUGUGCAGUCCGAGGGGAACCUGAGACUGGUGGGGGACGUGCCGUCUGUCCUGACCACGGAGACCACCUCCGCAACACCCCUGGCCGACAUGUCCACCACCAUCAUGGAGACCACCACCACCAUGGCCACUACUACCACCCGCAAGCAGCGCUCACCGACGAUGAGGGAUAGCGUCACACAGAACACGGAUGACAUCCUCGUGGCCUCAGCAGAGUGCCCCAGCGAUGACGAGGACCUCGAGGAAUGUGAGCCGGGCACUGGAGGGGAAUUAGUCUUGCCAAUAAUUACGGUGGAUUCCCUAGACCCCCCGUCUAUCGCCACCCGUUACCCAGUCAUCCCCCCGCCCCCCACCUACCGCCCCUUUGUCACCCUGAUCGACACCACCAAAGAGUCCCUGACGCUGGCCAAGCCCGCCCCCCCCUGCCCCCUGGACCAGGAGGACUGCGAGGACCCCAUUGAGGUGUCGGCCUACGGUUCGGGGGAGAUGACCGAGUCCGAUGACGAGGACUAUUAUAAGAACUCCCCCCUCGUCACCGACAGGACGGUCCUUCCGCCCCCGCCGGCGGCAGAGGGCGGGGUCCAGAACCCCCGCGACCGCCACUUCAAAACCCCCAACUCCCACCGCCCCCCGCCCCCCUCCAGCCCCACCGCCAACCCCGACCACCUGCCCCGCCACAAGCCAGCUGCCAGCGGGGGGCACAUCCCCGCUGGCAAAAUGAACACCCGCGACCAGGUCCUUCUACCCCCUGCCCCCCCUUCCUACAACCCCGACCAUGGCGGGCGACAUCGGCACCCCCCGGGAAUAACUCACCCCCCCAAUUUCCGCCAUGUACCCACAGCCAACCCCACCGCCUCUGGAGAGAGGGGUCCGCCUGGCGCAGUGGAAGUGAUCCGGGAGUCCAGCAGCACCACAGGCAUGGUGGUGGGCAUCGUGGCCGCCGCCGCGCUCUGCAUCCUCAUCCUGCUCUACGCCAUGUACAAAUACCGCAACCGCGACGAGGGCUCCUACCAGGUGGACCAGAGCCGCAACUACAUCAGCAACUCGGCCACGCAGAGCAACGGAGCCGUGGUCAAGGAGAAGCAGCCCGGAGCCGCCAAGACCGUCACCAAGAACAAGAAGAACAAGGACAAGGAGUACUACGUGUGAGAGCGGCCCCAGGGAGGGAGAGACGGAGAGAGGGAGGAGGAGAGGAACAUGAAAGAGCGUGGACCCAGCUUCAGACAGCAUCAAUUCCCACCUCACCCUCCUUCAGCAUUUCCACACAACCAUCAGUCCAAACCCCAUGCUUUGGCGAAAAGCUCCUCUCAUCCUUUCUCUUCUCCCUGAGGUCAACGCUGCAGGGAAGAGAGAGAAGAGUCGACUCGGAAGGGUGAAGUCUAUUCUUUCCUUCAGACGGACAAAAAACCCAACUCGCUCUCAUCCACCGAUGCUGUUUCUUUCUUAGCUUUCUAACUGUGAUUUUAUUCUUUUAUUUUCACAUUACGGUUUGUGUUUUCCUUUCUCCGGCACAGUAACUCAGCUCAUCCCCUCUUGUAACGCACACGAGACCCAGGAUUCGUCCUCGUCUUCUGUAAAUAUCGUGCCGGUUGGCUUUUCCAAAGUAACGCCCAGGCUAGCGAGUAGGGAUUCGAACCUGGGACGAGCCAGGACUGGAGGAGAACCUUGUUACCACUUUGCGAGCCGCAGGAGACGGACGCCUGUGGAAUGAAACUCUGGAUCGCGAGUGUUCCAGAAGGCUCCGUCUCGAGACAGGCUUCGCCCAGGCAAACCCAGGCACGGCGAGAUCUCCCAGGUUACCCGAACGCUCGGAGACAAACCCAGACAGAUCCGAAAUCCGACAGCAUGGAGGACACCUUGUGCAGGACGCGUUCCGACAUUCCAGACCCCUCCCCCGACCCCUGUCCAACCUUGGAUUGCCUUCCUCCUCGUCUCUCACGGUCCCCCUCCCUCCGCCUCUCUUCAUCCACGGUGCUAAGGUGCUAAUGCAACAUUAUUCAGCUGUCUUUUGAGCAUGUCGUAUUCACUAACUAAAAGCAAAAGGCUGUUUCAGUGCUAAAUGAAAAAAAAAAAAACGUGUUAAGUAACUAAACGUGGUGACGACAAAAUCGAGAAACUUCAUUCCUCCGCCAAACCCUGAGGCCAAAAAACCCCGGAUUAUUCUUCUGGGCCAAUUUGUCUAAGAUUUGCUGAGGCUCCAAUACUAUGAAGCUGCCACAAAGUCCUGGAGGGAACAGAUCCUGAAAUCCAGUUCUUCAAAGUCACAGAAGGAGAGAAAUUCUACAGCUGCAAAAAAAAUUAAAAAAAGACAAAAAAAAAAACUAACUUUGCUAUAUUCGCAUAUGUAUCAAGAAAACGGUGAACUUCACUGAAAGCUUAUCGGAAAUGGAAGUUAAAAAAUGGCAGGCCCUGAGCAUUCUGGGAAAUUAAACGGGAGGAAAAGACUCGAAAGACUCUCCACACAUGCAACAAAGGACCCGGCAGUCGUCUUUGUAAAUGCCUGUUGACUGAGCCUAGUGCACGGGAUGGAAAAGUGAGGAAUCUGCGAGGUGAAAAUGACUUGUGGAGAUGUGUCUCUGCUGGGAAGCCAUGCACGCGUAUGGAACGCUCGCAACCUCUUCUGUCUGCAGGGUCGAGACGAAGAACCACGAGAAGGAGCUGAAAACUUUUGCCGAAGGAAUAAUUACAUUUCCUUUGAGAUCAAACAAACGUCUAGUAUUCUAAUUUUCUUGAUUCCACAAAAAAAAAAAAACUGUUCCAUGAAAAGAAAAAAUAUUGAAAAAGUUUGUGAGAUGUCUAGAUAUUUGAACCAUUACUGAAAAUAAUGUGUUUUCCCUGUUAUUCUUGUUUAAGAAAACGAAAAAAGGAAAUCUGGAAAAUUUCGAUUUGUAUAUUUUUUUUUCUUAAUUAAACAGAAUGUGGUUUGGGUUGAAAGGUUAUUUAAAACGGGGUUUCUCCAUGACAGCGUGAGGAAAAAAAAAAAACAUUGAAAGAGUUAAACACCUUAAAAUACCAUCUCGGUCAUUUUUGUGCCACAUUAAUGUACAUUACAUUUUCAUAGGGACAUUACUGAUUGUACGUAAAAUGACUCACCCAAGAAGGCAGGGACGGUAUCGUUUCAGUUCAGUAUGUUUUUACCAUUUCGUUUGUACAUGAACGAACGAGCACAGCUCCACAUCCAGAGGGUAGCAGCAGUCAUUCACAUUAUUAAAUGAUGUUCCGUACAUUUUUAAUUGAUUUAAUUUAUUUUUAUAUAUUUUGACAGACUGUGUAAACAUAGGCUGCUCUCCGUAUACCCCUGUUCUUACUAAAUGUUAUUGUAAAGUGUUACAGUGAGAUUAAUCUAAAUAUGUGUACAUUAUCAAAGGAAAAAUACAAUUGGUUAUAUACUUCUUA